Molecule: messenger RNA, 621 nt
Organism: Symbiodinium necroappetens
Lineage: Eukaryota; Dinophyceae; Suessiales; Symbiodiniaceae
Source: the annotation of a GenBank genome assembly
AUGCUCUUCGCCGGAGUUCGUCCUGGAGGUCACGCCUUCAAUCCAGUGGUUUGUGCGUGGGCGGGAGCCGGAUCACCGAGGAGGGCGGAAGCCUGGCUUUGGAAAGCCAUGGAGGGGGGCCUGAAGCCAAGCAAGGCGGCACUAGAGAAGACUCUUGCGGCCUAUGCGUCAGCAGACGGUGAGGGCCUCGAUCGCAUGAAGCGGCUGAUGACCUCCCUUGGAUCCUGGCCAAAGGCUUGGGCAACGGCCAUCAUCUCCAAGCCGUAUGCCGCUGCCGGGGAUUUCGGAUCCGUGGAGCAGAUGCUGGAAGAGCUCCAGGCUGCUGGUGAGGCUCCGGAUGCUUCCUGUUUCAAGGUGCUCCUUAUGGCCUAUGCACGUGGACCGCGCACCCUGGAUGCUCGCGUGGAAGUUUGUUUGGAGCGGCUUUGGGCUCUGAAGACCCUCUGGACGAAGCAGGAAGAGGCGGAGGUUCUCGGGGAUGCCCGUCGCGCGCUGGGCAAAGAGAGAUAUGAUCAAUUGGCACGGAAGCUGGGAUUGCGAACUCCUCCGCGGAUCACAGGCGAAAGGCACUCGCGAGCUCGAGUUGUGGGAACUUGGCAUGAAAUUCACCCAGCGGAGUGA